GCUGACAGAGAACUCCAGGUUCGGGAGGAGAGAUUAGAUCUCAAAGAAAGUGUAGAAGCUGAGUUGACCCAGCUGCUCGCUGACCGUCUUCAAAUCUCUCUCAGAUAUGAACCUGAACCAGGGAGAUUAACCCUUGGGGUUAUGACUGCCAGAAUCCUGUCAAUACCAGUCCAGGAUAGAGAUGCAGACGUUUAUGUGAAAGUUACAUUGUUCGAAGGAAAGCGGGUAAUUAAAGCCAAGAAGACUCGACUCAUUAAUAUAAGUGAAGAAGUUUGUUUCAAUGAGAGGUUUAGUAUCCUUCUUCCUUCAACAUUCCUAGACGGAGUCUCAUGUGUGGUCAGCCUGUGUUCUAGGUCUGCGCUAGGAGUUAAGCAAGUGCUUGGAAGAAGUUCCGUUGGUCCGUAUGCUUUCUGUAGUGGGCUUGGUUUAGAACAGUGGCAGGCAGGCAGUUCAAACAGUCAUCAAGCAAUAAUAAUUUAUCUAUCAACUAAUCAAAAUUAAAUGCACAUUAAUUAAUAAAUUAUUUAAAAUUCAAUACA
This is a messenger RNA of Eurytemora carolleeae, 539 nucleotides long. RefSeq names its product synaptotagmin-15. The transcript has 8 exons. The coding region runs from base 142 to 501 and encodes 119 amino acids. The record is from RefSeq and is a predicted model, not a curated record. Lineage: Eukaryota; Metazoa; Arthropoda; Copepoda; Calanoida; Temoridae.